GAAGGGGUCAGCUCCAAUCACACAAAUUUAAAACCACACCCACUGUCAUGAAGCAGGGUGUGGCGGAUUAUGCAACAUUUCCACAGAAGUGCAUUCAACAAGACAGAACUGAUCAAUAACCGGUUUAUUAACUACCCUUAUACUGCGGUAAACAGUUAUUUUUGUAAAUUAUUUAACAUUAUGAUUAUAACAAAUACGGCGCAUUAUCAAUUGUUACAUAAGAAAAUUAACAAUAAUACACACACUUAACACCGUUUAAGUACAUUUUUCAAAAAAAAAGCACUACAGUUCCCAUAAUUCCCCACUGGAAUCGGAAGUCAGUACAGGAAGCAUGAAAAGAGUGAGCCGGCGAGCCUGCGAUGAAGGCCCGCUGCUGGAGGAGCAGGAGACGGAGGGCGAGCGGCGGCUGCACGGCCUCCUCCUGCAGCAGCUCCACACGGACGUGGAUAUUGAUCGAUGUGUCGCCAAGAAGCAGUGCUUCGCCCCGGCGGCGCUCUAUCGGCCGUUCGGGGAGCAGGCGGCGGGCGUGAGGAGCCUCUCCCAGUUCCAGCUCCUGCAGGAGGAGGAGACGGAGCUGGCCAGCCUGCGGGAACUGGGCCUCACCGAUGCAGAGAUCCAGCUGUGGCAAAGCAGAGAUGCUGCAGAGAAGUCCCACGGUGUGAGUGCAGCUCCGGAUGCAAAGCAGCAGCGACUGCAGAUUAUCAGAGAGAAGAUUGAAGCCAGGGCGGAGCUCCUGUCCCGCCCGCAGCGCUUUGCCACCAGCCACCCACUGUCCCGCCGGGAAAUGGAGAUUGAACAGGCGCUGUUUCAGGGAAGCGACCGUCCUGGUUUCCUGACCGCGCUCUACCACAGAGAUGAAGGUACCCUGAAAGGCCAGCGGGGGGCGUCGUCCUCUGACCCGAUGGACUCUCUGUACAGAGACGUUCUCUGCAGCACCGAAGCGGAACCGCCUCCAGACUCCCCACACAGAACCGAAGCCCAGCAGCAGAACUCCAGACAUUCUUCAGACCGCCUCCCUUUGGAGCAGCAGGAGGAGAACGUCGCUCCAUCCGUCCGAUCCCAGCCUGCAUCCGAGGACAGACCGGAUCCCGUCGCUCCAUCCGCCCGAUCCCAGCCUGCAUCCGAGGACAGACCGGAUCCCGUCGCUCCAGUGCAGAUAGAGAUCCACCAGCCGAUCGGCAGCCUGCGUGGAUCUGCCGACACGGCGGGAUCAGGAGGACCGCUGACGGUCCGCGGGCAGGUGGAGACCAUCACAGACGCAGAAAUCCUGGAGAACCGCGAGCGUGAGGAGGCGAUCCGGAGCAUCCCGAGGUUCCGAAACUACCAGCCGGGAAAACCUUCAAAGGUUCUGUGUGUGAAAAACGUCAGCACACAUGCAUCGCUGGCCCAGCUGGUGGCGCUGUUCUCCAGAUUUGAGAAGAAAGACGCCGCGCCAAUCCUUUACCGCCUGCUGACGGGUCGGAUGAAAGGUCAAGCUUUCGUCACUCUGCCAGACACCGAGACAGCCCAGCAUGCACUGCACUUGGUCCAUGGAUACCGGUUGCUAGGGAAACCUUUGGUGGUCGAGUUUGGCCAUGAACGACAGGAAGAGAAGACGGAGGAGAAGCAAUAAAAACACAAAAAGGAAAUAUUUCAACAUGUUAA
Messenger RNA from Oryzias latipes (Japanese medaka), 1644 nucleotides. It is a transcript of the gene rbm41, whose product is annotated as RNA binding motif protein 41. The record is from RefSeq and is a predicted model, not a curated record. Gene Ontology annotation, molecular function: U12 snRNA binding; pre-mRNA intronic binding. Gene Ontology annotation, cellular component: U12-type spliceosomal complex. Gene Ontology annotation, biological process: mRNA splicing, via spliceosome. Lineage: Eukaryota; Metazoa; Chordata; Actinopteri; Beloniformes; Adrianichthyidae.